Molecule: messenger RNA, 1475 nt
Organism: Vigna angularis (adzuki bean)
Lineage: Eukaryota; Viridiplantae; Streptophyta; Magnoliopsida; Fabales; Fabaceae
Product: vestitone reductase
Molecular function (GO): oxidoreductase activity, acting on the CH-OH group of donors, NAD or NADP as acceptor
Source: RefSeq, a predicted model, not a curated record
AUGGUAUUUGGACGACUCAAAUCAAUCAAGCUGAAAUCAUUGCAAAGACUUGUAAGGUUUUAUUCAGGGAAUGCCACUCUGCAAUGCUCAUAUUUAAAAAUUGUCAUGGUAGUUAAAUGUCCCAGUAUGAAAACUUUUUCUGAAGGAGUCAUGAAAAUGCCAAUGUUUUCAGGAAUUCAAACAUCUAAGGAUUCUGAUUUAACCUUCCAUGACGAUCUCAAAACAACUAUCAAGAAAUUGUUUCAUGAAGAGGUAAGAAUUCAUUCUCUCAAUUCAAUUGUUAUUCGUACAGUGCAAAAUUAUUACUACCAGUUGACAGUUCAUUUGUCAUUCUCAGAUGUGGAAUUAGAGGAACUAGAGUAUUACAUUACAAUCGCAGAGACAAAAGGCACAGUUUGUGUCACUGGAGGCACAGGCUUCAUUGGUUCAUGGAUCAUCAAGUCACUCCUUGAACAUGGAUAUUCUAUCAAUACAAUUAUUAGAUCUGACCCAGGAUGCAAGAGGGAUGUUAGCUUUCUCAAAAAUCUACCUAGUGCAUCAGAAAAGCUACGUUUUUUCAAAGCUGAUCUAAGUGACCCAGAGAGUUUUGGUCCAGCAGUAGAAGGGUGUGUUGGGAUUUUUCACACUGCCACACCAAUCGAUUUUGCAGUGAACGAGCCAGAAGAAGUUGUGACCAAAAGGGCCAUUGAGGGAGCAUUGGGCAUACUGAAAGCAGCUGUGAAAUCAAAGUCAGUGAAGAGGGUUGUCUACACUUCUAGUGCUUCCACUGUUUCCUUCCUGGCCCAGAGCCACAAAGAUGUGGUUGAUGAAAGUGCUUGGAGUGAUGUUGAUUUGCUGAGGAAGUUGAAGCAUUUUAGUUGGUCAUAUACAGUUUCAAAGGUGUUGAUAGAGAAGGCAAUGUUUGAGUUUGGAGAAUAGAAUGGAUUGGAAGUUGUGAGUCUUGUGCCUCCCUUUGUUGUUGGACGUUUCAUCUGUCCCAAGCUUCCUGACUCUGUUGAAAGAGCACUGCUUUUGUUGUUUGGCAAAAAGGAAGAAAUUGGUGUGAUUCGUUACCAUAUGGUUCAUGUGGAUGUUGCUAGAGCACAUAUCUUUCUGCUGGAGCAUCCUAAUCCCAAAGGGAGAUAUAACUGUUCACCCUUCAUUGUACCCAUUGAAGAGAUUGCUGAAAUUAUUUCAACCAAAUACCCAGAAUUUCAAAUACCAUCUGUAGAAGAGGCGAAGGAAAUAAAAGGUGCCAAGUUGCCACAUUUAGACUCGCAGAAACUGGUGGAUGCUGGCUUUGAGUUCAAGUAUAGUGUGGAGGACAUUUUUACUGAUGCAAUUGAAUGCUGCAAGCAAAAUGGUUAUCUUUAAAUCAUUUCACUCAUCAGAUUCACAAAAUAAAAUCAAUGAUUGUUGGAGGCAUCUACAUUGUUUGAUGCAUCUUGUUAUUUUCCUAAUUAGUCAAUAAAGGAUGUAAUUUUUGUCCAUUGUCU